ACAAAUAGUUAUUGUCCAGUGCGUGCAAGAUGUCGCGUCGUGAUAUGCGCGUGGAGCGUGUGACGGAGUAUCCUCCGCCGCCGCCGAGCAAGUGUGCUAAGGUGCUGUACUACACGUGGAAGCUAUGCUCACUAGUCUUCUCUCACUUCGUGAUGAUCAGCCUGGUGGUUGCCUACUGCAUCCUUGGCGCUGUCACCUUCGAGCGGCUCGAGGCACAACACGAAAGAGAGGUGAAGAUGAACAUCUCCCAGAUCCGCAGCAACACGACUCAAAGCAUCUGGCACAUGACGCGUACUGUGCCACUCCUCAACCAGACCAACUGGACGUCAGACGUUGUUGACAUGCUUAAGGAUUUCGAGAAUGCGAUACUACUGGAGAUGAAGGUGCGGGGGUGGGACGGCAACGAAAGCACUGACCACAUUCAGUGGACCUUUACUGGUGCACUCUUUUAUAGCAUCAUUGUCAUCACUACUAUCGGUUACGGUCACAUCGCGCCCAAGACGCAGACUGGCAAGGUGGUGACCAUCUUCUACGCCAUCCUGGGCAUUCCACUCAUGCUGCUCUGCCUCUCCAACAUAGGAGAUGUCAUGGCUUCAUCGUUCAGAUUUCUGUACUGGCGCGUAUGCUGCUAUGUCUGCACAAGGCCGCCAAAACGAAGUCACCGACAUCAUCAUCCUUCAACGAGGCGCUCAAUGCGCGCGAGUCGUCGCCGGCGUCCUGUAGAGCGUGCGCAUUCCGAUACCGAUUUCAGGUAUCGUGACAGCGGCUACAGUAGCGGGCGGACGAAAAGAGUGCGACCGCCGGCUGCGACCCUACCUCCACGUACACGGUCCCAACCGCCGCUACAACGACCACAAGGUCGUGACGUGGAGGCAGGAGAGCGCUCACCGGCGCUCUAUGACCGUUACAAUCGCGAUAUGUAUCAAGAAGAAGACGAGGAUUUUCCAAAAAUUUCAUUGCCCCUGCAAGAUUUACAAGCAGCAUUGAAAGACUUAGAAGAUCAUCAGUUCAAAUUAAACUCUAAAACGGAACUUGCAGCGUACGACGGCGAUAGACGAUGGGGAGGGGAACGUUACAGAGAAGACCGGUGGAGGGGGGAAGACCGAUGGGAAGAUCAUCGAACCUUCGAUGAAAGACGGCCAGCGCCCCGACGUCUCUGUAGAUUGUACACCGUUGAUGAUAGUGGUAGACCGCGCAAUGGAUACAGUCCGUCGCCAGAGAGAGAUGAUUGGAGUGACGAGUUACCUCCAGUGCGGCGCAGGCCUCCAUCAGCUUGGGGCUCCCGACAAUCCGACCUGUACGCUGGUCCUGUUUCCACAAUACCUAGAGAAGAAAUAAAGCCGGUGCCGAUCUGGUUGUGCGUGCUGUUGGUAGCGUCGUACAUAGUGGCGGGUACAUUCCUUUUCAAGCGCUGGGAGGGCUGGGCAUACCUCGACGCCGCCUACUUCUGCUUCAUCACCCUCACAACUAUAGGUUUCGGGGACUUCGUUCCGGCUCAGGGUCGCGAGGGUGAGUCAGCUGAUGCAGUGCACUCGAUAGCACUCUGCUCUCUGUACCUCCUAUUCGGGAUAGCUCUCCUAGCGAUGUCUUUCAACUUGGUCCAGGAGGAGGUGCGUGCGCACGUCGCCGCCGUCGCCACCCGCCUCGGCAUCAUCAAACCACGUGACCCUCCUGAUCAUGACUACUGAUUUUAUAUGGAAAAGCAAGAACGCGGAGCAGUCACCGCUGGAACGAACUGAUGGUCUGAUAAGUUGUGUGUAGUUGCAGAAUUUAAUUCGCUACCCACUUUACAUCGAAAAUCGUAUAAUUAGCGAUAUAUCAAGUUUGUAAAAACUAAUGUGAACGCAAUUUUAAUGUGUGAAAGUGAGACAAAUAUAAUUUGACAUCCAGUUCUUUUAAUAGUAAA
Papilio xuthus (Asian swallowtail) is the source of this 1906-nucleotide messenger RNA. RefSeq names its product potassium two pore domain channel subfamily K member galene (gene galene). The record is from RefSeq and is a predicted model, not a curated record. Bases 30 to 1688 code for a protein of 552 amino acids. Gene Ontology annotation, molecular function: potassium ion leak channel activity; outward rectifier potassium channel activity. The transcript has 15 exons. Gene Ontology annotation, biological process: stabilization of membrane potential; potassium ion transmembrane transport. Gene Ontology annotation, cellular component: plasma membrane. NCBI's taxonomy places the organism in Eukaryota, Metazoa, Arthropoda, Insecta, Lepidoptera, Papilionidae.